This is a messenger RNA of Linnemannia hyalina, 5670 nucleotides long. The record is from the annotation of a GenBank genome assembly. NCBI's taxonomy places the organism in Eukaryota, Fungi, Mortierellomycota, Mortierellomycetes, Mortierellales, Mortierellaceae.
AUGGUGACUAACGAUAUAGCGCUUGUUAUGAACAAAGUAGAUACCUACAAACUCAAGACCCCAUUAAUCGACUCGACCAAGCGUGGAGCAAUCGCUGCCGGGAUCGGAAUCGUCCAGCUCGGAACCGGCAGUAUCGUCAACCCUCAUGAAUCUACUGGCAGCAAAGCUGCUACCCCGACCUCCACAUCCUCCUCUCCUGCACCCAGCACAAGAGACCUGUCUACUUUGACUCCUGACAACUCUCCACCUUACUCUGCGGCAAGCUCUCCUGUUCCCGGGGAGAAGAGUCUGUCAGGCGUCCCUACACCCGCAAGAUCCUCCCUUGUUCCUUCAGAAACAUCCUUGCCAAGUGCGCACGUCGCAGCCACCCCCUCUGUUUCCUCUGAGACCCCUAUUCCCGCUGCCGACACUCCUGUUGCCUCCAAGACACCUUCUCCGGAUGCCAGCACCCCUGCCGUCUCCAAGACUUCUACCUCGGCUGGCGGUGGUUUAUUCUCCAAGUUCAGGAGUAAGCCAACCCCAUCACCGGCUCCCGAGGAGAAGAACUGGCCAAAGGUUUUCCCAGACAAAGUAAUCCCUCCACUGUUCACAACCCAAAUUCCAAUACGCGGCAAUCGUAUCGAGAGUACAGCGCAGCUCGCCUACACCAAUAUUUUGCUCCGAAGAUACGUUGCGCCUCACUCGGACGAAGCCGGAGACGUCGACAGGCCUUUGCCUCUCGACCCUCCUCAGCAGGCUUUGCUGGACGCCAUCCUGAAGGAAGAGGAAGAGUUGACGCAUAUCCGUUACCUUUCUACACGAGUCGUCGAGGAGUUUGCAAUGGAUGCCCUCAAGACCACGGAGACAAUCUCGGAGGUCGUCCUUCUUGGCCCUGCUCUCGAACUGGAGUACCACCGCAAAUUGACCAACGUCCUGAUCGGCGAGUUCCAGAAGGCUCCUUUGACGGAUAUAGCUCUGUUGGAGGGUUUGGUGGAGAUGGUCGAGUGUGCAGGAACGGGAUAUCUCCUCUCCGACGACCUUGUCAAGGUCCUUGUUGUCCUUCGUCAACGCCUGGUAACGACCCACAAACAGUCCUCCAAGUAUCCCUACCAUCUCGUACUGGCCCUUUCUCGUCUGCUUGAUGUCAUGGUGGGGAACAAGGUCGUGGGUGUGAGUCGUGAAGCCGACCACGAACCUUUGCAGGAGCUCUUGGUUGGGAUGAUGGAGAGCGACGACAUAUAUCUCAAGCACCAGGCCGCCUACGCCUUCCAGGCUCUGAUGCACAUCCCGAACGAUGAGUCUACAAAGGAUCGUGUAUUGCGAAAUGCCACCACCAUUGUCCAGGGAAUCGUUGGUGUUGCCAGUGUCGUCAACCUGAAUUUCGAAGGAUUCGCCGGCGGCAUUGGUAACUUCUACGAGGCCGCCGUCGGUUUCAUCGAGAUUGCCGACAAGGUUUACUCUGGAGCUAAGUCAGUCAGGGAUGGCGGAGAGGGCCUCUUGGCGAGCCUUAAGACAGGCUUGAAAUCUCGUGGACGAAUCGUCUGGUACAUGGCCCUGCGUGAAGCCAAAGAGCACAUCCAGCACGGCCGCCUUGAUGAGUUCAACGAUUUUGUCUUCAAGUUCCCCCUCUUUCGAAACGUUGAGUUCCAAUGGGGGAUCUGUCUGUACCUUGGCGAGAUUGCGAUCAACCCACUCUGGGACUUGGAGUCGCGUGAACACGCCGUCGAGUUCCUUGGAAUGGUUUACGAGGACCCAUUGUUCACUCCUAAAAAGCCAGAUCCAACACUCUACAGCUGGAUCUUGAACGUCCUCCGCCAGGUUUCCGAGUUGCGAGACGAGGUUAUCGCUACCCACGCCAACCACGCCCACUCAUCGAACAAGGACGUCGCCAGCCAUGCUCAGUUGUUGCUCAAGAACUUGGCGGGUGUCGGUGAUGACGACAGACAGAAGCUUUACACCGAGACCACGCAAGGAGACCCGAAUCAGUUCCCAAUCAAGAUCCGCCUCACCCCUCCGGCGUCUUUCCCUCUGCUCACCAAGGUCCACAAUAUUCCCAAUGUCGAGUUUGAGCUGAACAAUGUGAGGAAGCAACGACUCGUAAGCACCAUCAAUCAUUUGUAUAUCCCGCCGCAGGCCAAGCCCAGUCUCCAAUCGACUGACGACGAGGCGUUGUUCCCGCUGAUGGAGAAGGCUCAGGAAUUCCUCAAGGGUCCAAAUGAGGUGCUGCUGCUGCUGGGAGACUCUGGUGCCGGAAAAUCGACUUUCAACCUGCAGCUGGAGCGCGCUUUGUGGCAGUCUUACAAGAAGUAUGGCCCUAUCCCUCUUUACAUCAACCUUCCGGAUAUCGAAAAACCAGACCAGGAACUGAUCGCCAAGCACCUGAGGAAACUCAACUUCAAGGACCCCCAGAUCCGCGAGAUGAAGCUGCACCGCCGUUUUGUGGUCAUCUGCGAUGGAUACGACGAGAGUCAGCUCAAGACCAACCUUCAUACCACCAACAAGUGGAACCAGCCUGCACAGUGGAAGGUCCAAGUUGUCAUCAGCUGUCGUGGCCAGUACGUGGGCGCGGAUUAUCGCGCCCGGUUCCAACCUCAGGGCGACCGAUACAGUACCGCCCGUAACGUGGACGCGAACGAGCUGAUGGAGGAGGCCGCCUUUGCAGCGUUCAACAUGGCGCAAGUCGAGCAGUAUGUCGAGCAAUAUACCCUGAACCCGUCAAUGGCCAAUACUCAUGCCGACCAGCCGAUGUGGACCAAGGAUGACUAUAUGGACAAGUUGCGCAGAAUCCCCAACCUGAUGGACCUUGUCUCGAACCCCUUCCUUCUGAAGUUGUCUCUGGAUGCUCUCCCUGAGGUCGUCAAAUCCAAGUCGGACCUCUUGGAGAUCCAAAUCACCCGGGUCGAGCUUUACGACAGUUUCGUUAAUCGGUGGCUGGAUAUCAACAAUUCGAGACUGGACAUCAACACCCUGAGCCUGGACGAACAAGAUGAGCUGAUCGCCCUCAGAGAUGCUGGAUUUGUUCUGGAGGGUCUCGACUUUCAACAGCGACUCGCCAAGGCGAUCUUCAUGAAUCAAGACGGACACCCUGUCGUCAACUAUACUUAUCUUCGCGCCAGAGGUGCCAGGACCCAGGCCAAGGACUGGAAGACCGAAUUCUUUGGCCCUGGUGCGAAUUCCAAGUUGCUCCGCGAUGCCAGUACCCUCACCAAGACCAACAACAAUUACCGAUUCAUUCACCGGUCCCUCUUGGAGUACUUCUACUCAAGAACUUUCUACGACCCUUCUCGCCAUAAACCCAGCCCAAGCCCCAGCGACUACGAGAAUGACGAGGAUGACGAGUAUUCAAAGGAGCCACUAACGACUAAGGAGUUGCAGGAUGAACUAGGCAACAGGAGCAUCAUCAACGAGCCUUCGGUGAUGCAGUUCUUGGCCGAGCGUGUGAAACUGGACUCUGUCUUCAGGGAUCAGCUGGACUCUAUCAUCCAUGCAUCCAAGACGGACGCCAAGGCAGGCGUUGCGGCCGCAAAUGCGAUCACCAUUUUGAUCAGGGCUGAGCUCCAGUUCAACGGCUCCGAUUUCCGCGGCAUCAGGAUCCCCGGUGCCGAUCUUCGUGGCGGAGAGUUUGAUUCUGCAAACCUCGAGGGCGCCGAUCUGACCAAGGUGAAUCUGAGCAAGGCAUGGAUGCGACGAGCGAACUUGAGCAGGGCCAUCAUGACUGACGUCCAGUUUGGAGAGCUUCCGUUCCUGAGAGCCGCCAACUCGGAGGGGGUGCAUCAACUUGCCUGGUCGUUCGACGGAAGUCUCCUUGUUACUUUGACGGGACAAGACACCGUCGGUACCGCUGUCACUGUCUACACCGCUGAAACAUGGGAAAAUGUCAUUUCCUACCCAGGCAGGGAUUCCAUUGCCACUUCGCCCACCAGUCUGGAACUUGCCGUCGGACAGGAGAACCAUGUCGUGCGACUGGCCGACAUCCAGACAGGCCGAGCACGACUCGACUUGGUCGGUCACACCUCCACGGUGACCUGUAUUGCGUUCUCGCCCAAUGGGAAACUGAUUGUCGCCGGAAGCGCUUCCGAGGAAAUUAGGAUCUGGUCAACCGCCGAUGGCAAGAGCGUCCAUGUCCUGAGCGGUCCUUCGUUCCCUGUCAGGGGCCUUGUAUUUUCUCCCAACAACCUCCAGUUCGUCUCGUGUGGAACUGCUGGUGCACCCCAGGUCUGGGAUGUGCAGUCUGGCGAAAAGCUCCUUAACCUGGUGGGUCAUACCGGCGCUGUGGAAUCCGUGGUCUACUCCAAGGAUGGUCUUCAGAUCGCAACCGCUGGCGUCGACAAGGACGUCCGGCUCUGGGAUGCGCGCUCUGGCAAUACCUCCAAAACCCUGUCUGGACAUCAUAAUGCCGUUGUUGGUGUGGUCUACUCCCCUGACGGCAAACUCCUUGCCUCCUGCAGUUCUGACCAUACCAUCCGCCUGUGGAAUCCCAGCAACGGCCGUGCUCGCAACACUCUCUUUGGUCACAUCCUCGAAGUCCGCUGCAUUGCCUUCUCGCCAAACGACAAGUACAUUGCCUCUGGAGGACUGGAUGGAACGAUUCGUCUCUGGGGUGCCGGGAGCGGAAUGAUCGAUGCUUAUCCAGACAAUGUUGCGGCCAAGCUGGUCUGUGUCGACGUUUCACCCAACGGCAAGUAUAUCGUGACCGGCAACAGCAAGGGCGUCGGACAACUCUGGUUGACAUCCACAGGAAAGCAAGUGGUCAAGUUGGAGAAGAAUGGUCACUCCAUGGAGAUUACCGAGGUCGCCUUCUCGCCGUGCGGUCAAAGGAUUGUUACCGCUAGUCUGGAUAAUACCGUUCGAUUUUGGAAUGCAUUGACGGGAGUCGCCGAAUCUAUCGUCAUCAGCCAACCCCGCGCCAUCACCUGUCUCUCCUUCUCGCCCGAUGGCACCCAGCUCGUCACAUCGGGCCACGAUAAGAUCGUUCGAACCUGGGACGCCUACACCGGCAAGCCUGUCCAUGUCCUUGAGGGCCACAAGGGCUGGGUCUCGAAGGUGCCCUUCUCCCCUCGCGGUCACCAAGUUGCCUCCUGUAGUGAUGACGGUUCCGUGCGCGUCUGGGACCCCAAGAAGGGUGAAAAUCUGUUGAGCCUGGCACAUGAUCUCGACAGAGUGAACCAAAUCAACGAGAACCAAGUCAAGGUCGACCAGGUCAUUUAUGAUCCCAACAACGAGUCGCUCAUCUCUGUCGUCCUCGGCGAGCGACCCUUCUGCUGGGAUUCGACGACUGGAGCGCGCAUUGAGAUGGAUGGGGUGGAUGCCAAGGUCACACGGUGCUCGUUCACACCCGACGGCAAGAUCUUCGCCGCCGCCUGUAAGGAUGGUGUCCUCCGACUAUGGGACCGCUCGUCCGAGACUGGCAAAUGGACCAAUGUGCUCCAGACCAUGAUCGGCGCCUCGUCCUGGAUGAAGUGGACCAAAGCACCCAAGCGCCUCAACUUGACCACUCUCGACAAGACCGGAAACCUGUGCAUCUGGGAACUCAAGGAAGAGAACGGAGUCUACUCGUUGCAGCUCGACUGGUGCUCUGGAUACGAGGAGCUUUCGUUGGUUGAGGCAAACUUGGAGGGUAUUGUUGGGUUGUCGGAGGCGAAUAUGCAGUUGAUGGCGCAGCGUUCCACAAUCCAAGCAAACUUUGAGUAA